This is a messenger RNA of Onychostoma macrolepis, 4490 nucleotides long. It is a transcript of the gene atosa, whose product is annotated as atos homolog A. NCBI's taxonomy places the organism in Eukaryota, Metazoa, Chordata, Actinopteri, Cypriniformes, Cyprinidae. The transcript is spliced from 12 exons. The coding region runs from base 704 to 3796 and encodes 1030 amino acids. The record is from RefSeq and is a predicted model, not a curated record.
ACAAGCAGAGAUAGAGAGAGCGAGAGCGAAAGAGAGAGAGAGAGAGACGGAGAACAUGAGCUUUGUCCCUGCUGAUCAUUUAAUCUUCGAGAUAUCGUUUAGACAGCUCGAACAGUUCGGUUUGGGGUUUGUCAUCGCUAGGUUUUGGCAGUCGCUUCAUGUAGACAGUUUGCUGAGCUAGUUAAUUUAGUCCUUCCGUCUCCAGUGUUUUUAUGGGGAGGGUUUAUGAUCUAGUGGUCGAAAAGGGGGUUUAGAGCUAUGAGCCACUUCUUGUCGGCUGAAGUCAGACUCAUCACAGCCACGUAACAUUUCUCCAGGAGGAGAUGGUGUUGGUGGUUCUUUGGUAGUGUCUGAUCUGCCUGUCCGUAGGGUUGGUGAUGAUGAUCCAGGGGAUCCCGAUGCGUAUCAUGUGGCUUUAAUUUGAGCAGAUCAGUGGCACUUGAGAGACUGGUGUGUUGGCACUGGAGCUCGUUUGGCAUCGGCAAUGAGGCGACAGGCAGCGGAGGUUUGGGAUAUUUAGCUAGAUCGAGACGAGAGAUGAUCAUUGCAUGCUUAUUUAGGUUGAACGCUGGUGGUGCUUUGAUGGACUAGUUCAUCAGACCGCUGCACUUUAACUUACAGUCGCGUAUAGAUCUGCGUUUGAUCUUACAGCUCUAAGAUCAUUGAUAUCCGAAUGGCUUUGUGCCAGAUCGAUAGCUAACCGAUGUCUAAGGGACGAGUUUUAAAGUCUAAACAAAGAUCUGAAGACGGAAGACGGACCGCAGGCAUCCUGGAGGGGAUCACGGUGUCUGUGACCAACAUGAAACCUGACAGAGAAGCAGCAGAGGAGUUCUUUGAGUAUGAUGCUGAGGAGUUCCUGGUGUUCCUGACACUUCUGAUCACAGAAGGGCGGACUCCAGAAUGCUCCGUAAAGGGGCGGACAGAGGGUGUUCACUGCCCACCUGCCCAGUCUGCUAUGCCUGUCCUUACCAAACAUGAAUGCAGUGACAAAAUACCACAGUGUCGUCAGGCAAGAAGAACAAGGUCAGAGGUGAUGUUACUAUGGCGCAAUCACAUCCCCAUCAUGAUUGAGGUGAUGCUGCUUCCUGACUGUUGCUAUAGCGAUGAAGGCCCAACCACAGACUGCACAGACCUAAAUGAUCCAGCAAUAAAGCAAGAUGCGCUUUUACUAGAGAGAUGGACUUUACAGCCAGUGCCCAGACAGAGUGGUGAUCGAUUUGUUGAGGAGAAAACCUUGCUUUUGGCUGUGCGUUCCUAUGUGUUUUUCUCACAGCUCAGCGCGUGGCUCAGUGCCUCUCAUGGACUUGUACCUAGAAACAUCCUAUACAGAAUAAGUGCAGCUGAUGAAGAACUGAUAUGGAACUUCUCACAAACACCCUCUGAACAUGCUUUCCCUGUCCCGAACGUGUCCCAUAGUGUCGCUCUCAAAGUGCGGGUUCAGUCUUUGCCUCGCCAGCCCAAAUACCCCGUACUCAAAUGUAGCAUCCACUCAGGUAUAGCUUUUUUGGGCAAGAGAAACCUGGAGCGUGGAGAGGGUAGGAACCACCCUGGAGAGAAUCGCAGUUCCCUCCGUCUGCCAGGAUCUCCACUCUUCUCCAGGCCUCUACGCCCUUCUCCACCUCCCCACAGCCCUCUUAACACCCGUAAAUGCCACCCUCGCCCUGAGUCCCCUCUCCCACCAGGCAAAGCUGUCAAGUGGCUGUACUCUCGGCUGAACGGUGGCGUGGACAACCCCCCUACAGAGGCGUAUAACUCGUGUACUGAUGGGGCGGAGAGCCCAAAGACCUCAAGUGUGGAGUCACCAAUUCGUGGUUUUAAAUCACUCUCCAUUACCGACCCUUUAGUUACCCCCAGCCCAAGUCCCAGCUCCAUCUCAGGUGAAACAAACCCCCUCAUUGGCUCCCUGCUUCAGGAGAGACAGGAAGUCAUUGCUCGCAUUGCUCAGCGACUGAAUUUAUGCGACCCUACAGCUCCCCAUCUCCCUGAUGCUCUCUUCACUUCUCAAGAACCGCCAGGACACAAAACAACCUGGAACUCAUCGCAGGAUAAGGAGCGCUUGAAGAAAUCCAAAGAGCCCCUCUUCCCAGUCCCCCACCCUCAAAACCAUAAUGGAACCAGUCUAGAAAUCCCUGAGAGGAGCCGGUCUUCUCUCUUUGACACCCCUUUGAGCCCUAGAAGCAGAACACGGCUGGACAGAGUCGACCGCGAAUCAAAAACUUCCCCAAAACUCUCGACUUGUAGGCGCCUGGUACUCAGUGACCAGUCUGCUGAAGGUUCUCUGAUUGCAGAUGCAGUUCAGGACAUCUCGAGGUUGAUUCAGGAGCGACUGCAACAUUCCUACAGUCUCCUGAAUGGCACCUAUAAAUUGAAGACCUCUCAAACCGAACAGGUUGAGACAAAUCACGGAGCGCAGACAAAUGGCUUUGUAUCAUCAAGCCAUGAGAAGUCUUCAAGUGCACCCAAUGGUGAGGCAAGCACAGAUCCUCGUAUUUCUCAAGCAACAAAAUGUUGCAGAUCUCCCGACUCUCGUCACAGUAAGCGGGACUGUUCCCCUAGACCACAAAAUGUGGCCGGUUUAAAACUUGAAGACCACAGCGUCACAAAAUCACAGCCUUUAACGGCAACUAAUAAGCAACAGUAUGCCAGUAAAGAGUCCUGGACCUCCUUGAAAAUCAACUCUAGCCUUGCAAGCUCUCCUCAGGAGAAUGGCCUGACCCGGACCGGAUACCUCCAGCCCUUCAAGACCCAAGAGGCAAACCAUGAGAAAGGAGCAGAAAAGGAUGUCUGGAAUGGGUCCGCUUGUCCUAAGAAGAAUGAGAACCAGGAGCCCUGGGCUUCUCCCUCUAGCACACCAGCCAACCUUACUUGCAACUCCUCCAGUCCUGCCCCUGCCCAGAGCAAUCAUACUAGACCCUCCCCGUUGAAGCCAUGCAGUAACUGGAAAAAACAACAGAAUCGCCACUCCAUUGAUGGAACUGCAACAAAAGCCUUCCACCCCUGCACAGGCCUACCUCUCCUCUCCAGCCCGGUUCCUCAAAGAAAAAGCCAGACAGGAUAUUUUGAUUUAGACACAUCUCUGAUUCAUUGCAGAGGUGUGCCAUGGGCUGCCAAUAAGAGGGUUUUGAAAAGAUCACAAGACUUUGAUGAGUCUCAGCAUCAGAUCCUCAGUGCCAGCGCUCCACCCGCCAGCCUCAGCCUUUUGGGAAACUUUGAGGAGUGUGUUCUGAAUUAUCGUUUGGAGCCAUUGGGCACAGUCGAGGGUUUCACAGCAGAGGUUGGCGCCAGCGGAACUUUCUGCCCCAGUCACAUGACCUUACCUGUUGACGUGUCAUUCUACAGCGUCUCUGAUGAUAACGCACCUUCCCCCUACAUGGGUGUCAUAAACUUGGAGUCUCUCGGUAAGAGGGGAUAUCGAGUACCUCCUUCAGGAACCAUUCAAGUGACCUUAUUUAACCCCAAUAAGACAGUGGUGAAGAUGUUUGUGGUGAUGUAUGAUCUGAGAGAAAUGCCCGCCAGCCAUCAGACAUUCCUGCGGCAGAGAACCUUCUCAGUCCCAGUCAAACGCGAGUUCAACGGACAGAACAACAAAAAGCCGUCCGCACUGAGUCAAGGACGAACCCUCCGCUACCUCGUCCAUCUGAGGUUCCAGAGCUCCAAAUCUGGAAAGAUCUACCUCCAUCGGGACAUCCGGCUCCUUUUCUCCCGUAAAUCCAUGGAAGUGGACAGUGGUGCUGCCUAUGAGCUCAAGUCAUUCACAGAGUCACCUGCCGACCCCCCUUUCUCUCCCAGAUGCUAAUUUAAUCUAGUCUAGUCUAGUCAAGUCUAUUCUGAUUUUAAUCCAGCAUAGGGGCCUUACUAAAUCAAAAUCUGUCAUCUGCUUGUAUGGGAAUUAAAAAUAGAGAAGCCCACUAAAGCGCACAUAUACAUGCACAGAAGGACUGUUCACAUUAAUGUCCCCUUUCCCUAAAAUACACACAAAUGAAUCUUCAGUGCUUCAACAUUAUUAGGUUUAAAACAACAGAUGGUUGGGAGUUUUCAUUUAGGCUUAUUUCCAGACGUUCGGCAUGGCGUGAGCAGAUACGAUGCAGGAAAAACUAAAUCAAUGGACCAUUUUUUAAAAACAAAAGUCAAGUAACUGAAUAACUGCAAGGAUGUUUGAAGAGCACUGUGUUUUUCCACCACAACUGGAAGAAAAUGAGUUUUGUUCAAUGACUUUUUUUCUUUGUACUGUUACCAAACCACUUUAAUCGGAAGUGUUGCAAUAGAAAAACAAAUAUCUUACUAGCUUAGUGUUUACAUAUUUACUUUUUUGUCAUCAGUUAUUUAAUAUUUAAAUUGAUCUUUCAUUUACUGCACAUGUGAUGCCUGUUGUGCAAAACAUUAUGAUGUAGUGCAAGAUAUGUUUCAAUCAUACCAUGUAUUUUUGUCUUUCAAAUUCAGAUCUUAAAAGAAUUAUAUAUUAUAUCUAUAAAAUUACCUUUAAACAUGCA